CCGUUUUCUCCUGCUUAGCAGGGGAACAUCUUGGAUGUGAGAAUUUAACUUACCUUGGAAUGGCUGAUGAGCGAUGAUCAAAAGGACCUUCCCCAUUUACAGCAGUGAUGGAGAACACGACUUGGCCACAUCCUUCGUACGUCCCCCAUUAUCUCCUUCGUGGUGACCCUUUUGCUUCAAGACUCUCAAAAGAGGCGGACAUCAUUGCGGGCUUUUACAUCUGCAUCAUAGGCAUCAUGUCUGCAACAGGAAAUGGCUACGUCAUUUAUAUGAGCACCAAACGCAAGACCAAGUUAAAGCCUCCUGAGCUCAUGACUGUUAAUCUAGCCAUCUUCGAUUUUGGCAUAUCAGUGACUGGAAAGCCCUUUUUCGUUGUAUCUAGUUUCUCCCACCGCUGGAUAUUUGGCUGGAAGGGCUGCCGAUUCUACGGCUGGGCUGGCUUCUUCUUUGGCUGCGGGAGCCUCAUCACCAUGACCGUGGUGAGCCUGGACCGGUACCUCAAGAUCUGCCAUAUCCGAUACGGCACAUGGCUGAAACGUCAUCACACCUUCAUAUGUCUGGCCUUUGUAUGGUUGUAUGCAGCCUUCUGGGCCACUAUGCCCCUGGUCGGCUGGGGGAACUAUGCUCCGGAGCCCUUUGGGACAUCCUGCACUCUAGACUGGUGGCUUGCACAGGCCUCUGUGUCGGGCCAGAGCUUUGUCAUGGUCAUCAUGUGCUUCUGUCUUGUCCUCCCUGCUGGGAUCAUUGUCUUCUCUUACGUCAUGAUUAUCUUCAAGGUCAAGUCUUCUUCUAAGGAGAUUUCACACUACGAUGCUCGCAUCAAAAACAGCCACACCCUUGAGAUGAAACUCACAAAGGUGGCAAUGCUGAUCUGUGCAGGCUUCUUGAUAGCCUGGAUUCCUUAUGCAGUGGUAUCAGUGGUGUCAGCGUUCGGUGAGCCAGACUCAGUCCCCAUCCCUGUGUCUGUUGUACCUACAUUGCUGGCCAAGUCCUCAGCGAUGUACAACCCCAUCAUUUACCAGCUUGUGGACCUGAAAAACUCGUGCUCAUCCUGCUGUCUUAGAGCCAUGAAGAAACGAAAGCAUUUUAGAAAGUCAAGGUUCUACACCAUCUCUGGCUCAGUGAAGGAUACAGCACCAGCCAAAGAGGCUCACAUUGAGAUGUGAGACAGACAUCUGAGACAAUUUUACAUUCGUACCUCUCUUGCUUUGGAGAGUUUUGCCUUUUCCCUCUGUGCCCUACACUUAACCAAUCACACGCUGCCUGCCUACAUGAUCAACAGCUCACCUUUGCUGCUGGUUCCUGAGUCUUGAGACCUGGUUUUACCCCCACGCUGGACAUCUAUGUGUUUCCUGCAGCUUUCUGUCUCUUCAUAUGUGGAAACUCAUCCCAGUUGCAAGGUUUUCCUCGAUCUGUGGAGUUACUUUGGAGUGUUGUGCAAAUACUGACUUUUUUUUUUUUAGUAUUGCAAAAAUAAUGUCUGGCGUUGCCAUGAAACACAAACAUGUUACCCAAAAGACGAUGGCAUGAAUCAAAUUUAAACACCGAAGAGGUUCACAGCCAAAGUCACAUCUUGAGCUAUUUUCCUAAAUGCAGUUUUUGCUAAAAGUGUAAAAUGCUAGAAAGAUGUCAAAGUGAAUACAUUUCCAGUUGUGUUUCUUUAGCUGAGCUGCAAAUAAAAACACACAGACAGGCGGGAACCAGUCACUUCAAUUUCAGGUGUUAAUGUCAAGCUCCAAGUUGUGUUUUCUGCUGUUUGUAUAGACUGCUAUCUUAUGAACUCUUAACACCUGUAUAGCUUGUAUACAGUAUAUAAUCAAUAUUUCAAGGCACUGGAUCAGCUUGUCUGAUUAGCUGAUAAAUGACAGGGCAAUGUUAGACCAUUUUAAUCAAUAAGGCAUAGGCUGUGGCCUUCCAUGGAGAUCAUUUUGCAACAUUUUUGAAGGUUGAUUGAAGUAAACAGUUUAAGGCUUAGCAUUUUACAAGAAAACACAGGAUAAGGUGCACUUUACUUUCAAACCCAUUAUGAAUGCACUGAUGACAGCUUGUUGCAGAGGAGCCGGCAGUACUGAAUUAAAGAAAACAUCUGAAAUACCUCCUACCUACAUUUAUGGAA
Molecule: messenger RNA, 2116 nt
Organism: Melanotaenia boesemani (Boeseman's rainbowfish)
Lineage: Eukaryota; Metazoa; Chordata; Actinopteri; Atheriniformes; Melanotaeniidae
Gene: opn5
Product: opsin 5
Exons: 7
Coding region: 108-1166 (352 amino acids)
Biological process (GO): G protein-coupled receptor signaling pathway
Cellular component (GO): membrane
Molecular function (GO): G protein-coupled receptor activity
Source: RefSeq, a predicted model, not a curated record